AUGGCCAAGCAGCUGGACGACCAGACUACUCGGCUAUUGUUCGCUGCAUCACGAGGCGACACACGAACUAUUUCAUUAAUGUGUAGCCAAGGAUUCGAUGCUGACAAUGCAGACUAUGAUGACAGGACGGCAUUGAUGGUAGCAGCCAUGAAAGGAAAUACGGACGUGGUUCGCUUGCUUUUGGAGUACAAUGCCAAUCCCAACUUGGUCGACAUGCACGGAUCAACAGCAUUGCUGGAAGCUGUCAAGAAUGGAAAUUCUUGUGGAAAGAGGAGCUGA
Cylindrotheca closterium is the source of this 279-nucleotide messenger RNA. The record is from the annotation of a GenBank genome assembly. Lineage: Eukaryota; Bacillariophyta; Bacillariophyceae; Bacillariales; Bacillariaceae.